AUGGUCCCCUGCUGGAACCAUGGCAACAUCACGCGCUCCAAGGCGGAGGAGCUGCUGUCCAGGACCGGCCAGGAUGGGAGCUUCCUCGUGCGUGCCAGCGAGUCCAUCUCCAGGGCAUAUGCCCUCUGUGUGCUAUACCGGAACUGCGUUUACACGUACAGAAUUCUGCCCAAUGAAGACGACAAAUUCACAGUCCAGGCUUCUGAAGGUGUCCCCAUGAGGCUCUUCACGAAAUUAGACCAGCUCAUCGAGUUCUACAGGAAAGAGAACAUGGGUCUGGUGACCCACCUGCAAUAUCCGGUGCCGCUGGAGGAGGAGGACACGGGGGACGAGCCGGAGGAGGAGACAGAAUGUGGCACAGCCCCUCCUGAACUGCCCCCGAGGAAUAUCCCUCUGUCUGCGGGGCCGUGCGAGGCCAAGGAAGCUGCUCUCUCUGUGGAGAACGCCCAUGGGCCGGAGGUCAGCAGGCCAACGCUGUCCGAGACGUUACUGCAGCGGCUGCAGAGCAUGGACACCAGUGGCCUUCCCGACGAGCACCUGAAAGCCAUCCAGGACUACUUAAGCACGCAGCUGGCCCUGGACUUGGAGUUUGUGAAGACGGGGUCCAGUAGCCUCCCGCACCUCAAGAAGCUGACCCUGCUCCUGUGCAAGGAGCUGUACGGCGAGGUCACCCGGACCCUUCCCUCUCUGGAGUCUCUGCAGCGGCUCUUCGACCAGCAGCUGUCCCCUGGCCUUCGCACACGUGCUCAGGUGCCCAGCGAGGCCAACCCAGUCACCAUGAUGGCCAAGCUCAGCCAACUGACAAGCCUGCUCUCCUCUAUUGAAGACAAGGUGAAGGCGCUGCUGCAUGAGGGUCCCGAGUCUCCCCACCGACGCUCCCUCAUCCCUCCAGUCACCUUCGAGGUAAAGUCAGAGUCCUUGGGGAUUCCUCAGAAAGUGCAGCUCAAGGUCGACGUCGAGUCUGGGAAAUUGAUCAUUAAGAAGUCCAAGGACGGUCCAGAGGACAAGUUCUACAGUCACAAGAAAAUCCUACAGCUUGUCAAGUCUCAAAAGUUUCCUAACAAGCUGGUGAUUGUGGUGGAAACAGAGAAGGAGAAGACAGUGCGGAAGGAGUACGUCUUUGCUGACUCGAAAAAGAGAGAAGGCUUCUGCCAGCUUCUCCAGCAGAUGAAGAACAAGCAUUCGGAUCAGUCCGAGCCUGACAUGAUCACCAUCUUCGUGGGCACCUGGAACAUGGGUAACGCCCCCCCUCCCAAGAAGAUCACGUCCUGGUUUCUCUCCAAGGGGCAGGGCAAGACGCGGGAUGACUCAGCCGACUACAUCCCCCACGACAUCUAUGUGAUUGGCACCCAGGAGGACCCCCUGGGAGAGAAGGAGUGGCUGGAGAUUCUCAAGCACUCCCUGCAGGAGAUCACCAGCAUGACCUUCAAAACGAUGGCGAUCCACACCCUCUGGAACAUCCGUAUUGUCGUGUUGGCCAAGCCGGAGCAUGAAAACCGCAUCAGCCACAUCUGUACAGACAAUGUCAAGACUGGCAUAGCCAACACGCUGGGGAACAAGGGAGCUGUGGGGGUGUCUUUUAUGUUUAAUGGCACCUCCUUGGGGUUCGUUAACAGCCACCUGACCUCAGGAAGUGAAAAGAAACUCAGGAGAAACCAGAACUAUAUGAGCAUUCUCCGGUUCCUGGCCCUGGGAGACAAGAAGCUGAGCCCCUUUAACAUCACGCACCGUUUCACCCACCUCUUCUGGCUUGGGGAUCUCAACUACCGCGUGGAGCUGCCCGUCUCAGAGGCAGACCUCAUCAUCCAGAAGAUUAAGCAGCAGCAGUACCCGGAGCUCCUGGCCCACGACCAGCUGCUCAUGGAGAGGAAAGAGCAGAAGGUUUUCCUGCACUUCGAGGAGGAAGAAAUCACCUUCGCUCCGACUUACCGUUUUGAAAGAUUAACUCGGGACAAGUACGCGUACACUAAGCAGAAGGCCACAGGGAUGAAGUACAAUCUGCCCUCGUGGUGUGACCGGGUCCUCUGGAAAUCGUACCCGCUGGUGCACGUGGUGUGUCAGUCCUACGGCAGCACCAGCGACAUCAUGACAAGCGACCACAGCCCCGUCUUCGCCACAUUCGAGGCAGGGGUCACCUCCCAGUUUGUCUCCAAGAACGAUCCAGGGACAGUGGACAGCCAAGGGCAGAUCGAGUUUCUCAGAUGCUACGCCACAUUGAAGACCAAGUCCCAGACCAAAUUCUACCUUGAGUUCCACUCUAGCUGCUUGGAGAGCUUUGUCAAGACUCAGGAGGGAGAAAACGAAGAAGGAACCGAAGGAGAGCUGGUGGUCAACUUCAAGGAGACCCUUCCAAAGCUGAAGCCCAUCAUCUCAGACCCUGAGUACCUGCUGGACCAGCACAUCCUGAUCAGCAUCAAGUCCUCCGACAGUGAUGAGUCCUAUGGUGAGGGCUGCGUUGCCCUGCGGCUGGAGGCCACGGAGACCCAAUGCCCCAUCUACACACCUCUCACCCACCAUGGAGAGAUGACCGGGCACUUCCGGGGUGAGAUCAAGCUGCAGACGUCCCAAGGCAAGAAGAGAGAGAAGCUCUAUGACUUUGUGAAGACGGAAAGGGAUGAAGCGAGCGGGCCCAAGUGUCUGAAGAGCCUCACGAGCCACGACCCCACAAGGCUGCUGGAGCCCACCGCCAGGGUCCCUCCGUGCAGUGGUGCCAGCAUCACCGAGAUCAUAAACCCCAACUACAUGGGCAUGGCGCCCUUCGGGUCAAUGUCCCUGCAUGGGAAGCAGGCCUUGUCCCCUGACAAGCAGCCCACAGCCUGGAGCUACGAUCCACUGCCCAAGGACACCCCCCUCGGGCCCGGGAGAGGGGACAGUCCUCCAACACCACCCUCCCAACCGCCUGUUUCACCCAAGAAGUUUGCACCCUCGCCAGCCAGCCGGGGGCCCUGCCCCAGGACGCAGGAGCCAAGGUCCAGCGACUUGGGGAAGGCCACUGCCGAGCCCACACUGCAAGACGACUUGCCAGAGAUGUUCGAGAAUCCUCUGUAUGGCUCCAUGAGCGCAUUCCCGAAGCUGCUUCCUCGGAAGGAGCAGGAGUCCCCCAAGAUGCUGAGGAAGGAGCCUCCGCCUUGCCCAGACCCCGCAGUCCCCUCACCCACCAUCCUGCUCACCAAAGCCCAGGAGCCGGAGGCCUCCAAGGGGACUAGCAAGCCGGGGCCUGCGCCCUUCCUCAGCCCCACGCCCAGGCUGCGCUCCUUCACCUGCUCGUCCUCGGCCUCCGAGGGCAGGGCGCCCGAGAAGACCCCGGGCAAGCCCAAGGCCCCCGCAGGCGCCCAGGCGCCCGUGCCCGCCAAGCGGCCGGUGAAGCCGUCGCGGUCCGAGCUGAGCCAGCCGCCCACGCCCGUGUGCCCACCUGCACCCGCGCCCGCGCAGCACCGGCCACCCCUGCCCAUCAAGAGCCCUGCUGUGCUGCACCUGCAGCACUCCAAGGGCCGUGACUACCGCGACAACACGGAGCUCCCGCACCACGGCAAGCACCGGCCCGAGGAGGGGUCCCUGGGCAGAACCGCCAUGCAGGUGCGCGCGCGCACGGGAUCUGAAGUUCUUGGAGCCACCAGCGAGAUGGGGCCCCAUGGACCCCUGCCGGGACCUCGUCUCGGCUGCUCCUGCUGCUUCUUCCUGAGGCUUCUGGUCAUCCGGAGGGACUGGCUCUUGUGUGGUCUGUGGAACUGCUGGCUGUGA
This is a messenger RNA of Elephantulus edwardii (Cape elephant shrew), 3741 nucleotides long. It is a transcript of the gene INPP5D, whose product is annotated as inositol polyphosphate-5-phosphatase, 145kDa. Gene Ontology annotation, molecular function: phosphatase activity. The record is from RefSeq and is a predicted model, not a curated record. Gene Ontology annotation, biological process: phosphatidylinositol dephosphorylation. Bases 1 to 3741 code for a protein of 1246 amino acids. Lineage: Eukaryota; Metazoa; Chordata; Mammalia; Macroscelidea; Macroscelididae. The transcript has 27 exons.